AUGGCUGCUUCAUUUGCUUUCUUUCGUGUGCAAGUCAAAAUCCUUCACUCAUGGCGUCAAUAUACGCCUACGGCUGGUGAAACACUUGAGUGUAUCUUAGCUGAUUCCACGGGUACAAAGAUCCACGCAUCUGUCAAGAAGGAUUUGGUUGUUCGACAUGCUAAUCAGUUGCAGGAAGGUCAAUGGAGGUUCAUUGAGACAUUCAGUCUAACCAAUGCUGCUGGUCAUUUCAGACCCACUGGACACGUCUACAAGAUCAAUUUCCUUAACGGUACCAACAUUAGGGCGAGUGACAAUGGUAGUGAGUCGAUUUUCUUAUCCCUCUCAAAGUUUCUAAGGAUCCUUGCACACGAGGUUAAUACCAGCAUAUUGGUUGAUGUUAUUGGUCAAGUUGUUAAUGUUGGUGAUGUUGAAGACCUUGAUGUUAACAAUAAACCAGUUAAGAAGAUUGACUUCGAGCUCAGAGAUGUUACGUAA
Messenger RNA from Camelina sativa (false flax), 477 nucleotides. RefSeq lists its product as uncharacterized. The record is from RefSeq and is a predicted model, not a curated record. Lineage: Eukaryota; Viridiplantae; Streptophyta; Magnoliopsida; Brassicales; Brassicaceae.